This is a messenger RNA of Papaver somniferum (opium poppy), 1070 nucleotides long. Its product is annotated as heme-binding-like protein At3g10130, chloroplastic. The record is from RefSeq and is a predicted model, not a curated record. Bases 98 to 751 code for a protein of 217 amino acids. NCBI's taxonomy places the organism in Eukaryota, Viridiplantae, Streptophyta, Magnoliopsida, Ranunculales, Papaveraceae. The transcript has a single exon.
ACUCCCUUUCCCAUAUGUUUGUUUCGCUACUGAUUUUUAUCGCUCUUCUUUAAAUUUAGGGCAUCGUACGAAAUUGUAAACUAAGAAAAUUCAAGAAAUGGGUAUGGUAUUUGGGAAAAUUAGUGUAGAGACAGCAAAACAUGAAGUUGUUCAAUCAUCAGAAGAUUACGAAAUCCGAAAGUACACUCCUUGUGUGGUAGCUGAAGUGGCUUACGAUCCAUCAAAAUUUGGCGGAGACCGUGAUGGUGGAUUCAUGGUUCUUGCAAAUUACAUUGGCGCUGUUGGAAAUCCUCAGAACACUAAACCCGAGAAGAUAGCGAUGACGGCACCAGUCAUUACUACUCAAAAAGCAUCAGAAAAGAUUGCGAUGACGGCUCCAGUCAUUACUACACAGAGAACACCAGAAACUGUUGAUACGCAUCAGGAAAAAACAACAGCAACAUCCAUGGUUAUGCAGUUUGUACUGCCGACGAGCAAGUACACGAGCGUGGAGCAAGCGCCGAAGCCUACGGAUGAAAGGGUUGUGAUAAGAGAGGAAGGUGAGAGGAAGUACGCUGUGGUUAAGUUCUCAGGAUUAACAACGGAUCAAUUGGUGGAAGAAAAGGUGAAGAAGCUGAAGGAGAGCUUGGAGAGAGAUGGCUGUAAGAUAAUUACUAGGGAAAACGAGGAACCGUUCUUGUUAGCCAGGUAUAAUCCACCAUGGACAUUACCUAUGUUCCGUACAAAUGAGAUUAUGAUUCCUGUUGAAUGAUUGGGCCUAGUGAUGAAGUUUGUAAGCAGGAAAAAAAUCUAUAAGUGCUAUUUGUUUACCAAUUGCAAUAUUCACAGUUUAAUUACCAAUGUUUAUGCAUAUAUAAUGGUAGAGCUGUUGACGAGUUUUUCAUUUUCCAUUACAUCCGAUGGAAUAUUGUUAAUGCUUACUACGUAUAUCACUGUACAAGCUAGAUUUGAGUGCUACUUGCACCAGCACCACGAGCACUUCUAUUCUUCGCCUUGAUUACAUCGAGGGCCAGCUGAAGUGGAUACUGGUGUAUUCUGUAUUUAUUUUUCUACAAAGAAUACUGGGUAUA